Molecule: messenger RNA, 3778 nt
Organism: Hypanus sabinus (Atlantic stingray)
Lineage: Eukaryota; Metazoa; Chordata; Chondrichthyes; Myliobatiformes; Dasyatidae
Product: short transient receptor potential channel 4-like
Exons: 12
Coding region: 565-3552 (995 amino acids)
Biological process (GO): calcium ion transmembrane transport; manganese ion transport; regulation of cytosolic calcium ion concentration
Cellular component (GO): membrane; cation channel complex
Molecular function (GO): inositol 1,4,5 trisphosphate binding; store-operated calcium channel activity; protein binding
Source: RefSeq, a predicted model, not a curated record
UGCGGGAGGAGGGCGGCCCGCCGCUCCAGUGCAGUCCGAGGGGAGCUCGGCAUUUCGACGCUUUCGUCCAUUUCCAGCAUGGGUUUUCUCUUCCCGCUGCAGCCUCGCCUUGUCUGAUCCCCCCCCCCCCUCCCCUCUCUUGGUCAGAGUACAGAAAGAAGCGAGUGGGGAACCGCACGCCGAUUUGCUGGGGGGGGGGGGGAGAUUAUAAAGCGCUGUUAUUGCUCAACGUUGAACAGUACGAUGAUACCAAUGAAAAUUUUCUCGCGUCGUCUUGAUUUGGGAUCGGAGCCUCACUUCCCAAUUUAUGUCGACGAUAAGGAGUUACUGAAAGAAGAGAUGUGUUUUAAGCCCCGAGGAACAGAGAAUAGACGGUUGCUGAAGUGAAUUUCUUGGGCAGAUAGUUGCUGUCAAAAUGUAAAACACCGAAUGGUUAUUUUUUUUCCUCAGUGGGCAAAACCAUCACGAUGCGGCUUUAGAAUACCAAGUCUGGGCUCCACCAUGUUUCCAAACAUUGCCUUGCCAUUCCCUCCUUGCCAAGGAACACUUUGACAUGCAUGAAAGAUGGCUCAGCUGUACUACAAAAAAAGUGACAAUGCACCAUAUAGAGACCGAAUUUCUCUUCGCAUUGUGAGAGCAGAAUCUGAACUCUCUCCUGCAGAGAAGAGUUACCUAAGUGCUGUUGAAAAAGGUGAUUAUGCAAGUGUCAAGCAAGCACUUGAAGAAGCUGAAAUUUAUUUUAAAAUCAACAUUAAUUGUAUUGAUCCUCUGGGACGGACUGCACUCCUCAUAGGCAUUGAAAAUGAGAACUUGGAAAUCAUUGAACUUCUACUGAGUUUCAAUGUGUACAUAGGGGAUGCUCUUCUACAUGCCAUCAGGAAGGAAGUUGUUGGAGCUGUUGAAUUACUAUUAAAUCACAAGAAACCUAGAGGAGAAAAGCAAGUUCCACCGAUACUACUGGAUAAACAAUUUUCAGAAUUUACACCAGAUAUUACACCUAUUAUUCUUGCAGCUCACACAAACAAUUAUGAGAUAAUAAAGCUUCUUGUCCAAAGAGGAGUUUCUAUACCACAGCCUCAUGAAGUUCGUUGUAACUGUGUUGAGUGUGUUUCCAGCUCAGAUGUUGACAGUUUGCGUCAUUCCCGAUCAAGGUUGAACAUAUACAAGGCUUUGGCAAGCCCAUCUUUGAUUGCUUUAUCAAGUGAAGACCCCUUUCUAACUGCAUUUCAUUUGAGCUGGGAGCUUCGGGAACUAAGUAAAGUGGAAAAUGAAUUUAAAUCAGAAUAUGAAGAAUUAUCACAUCAAUGUGAAUCAUUUGCUAAAGAUUUGUUGGACCAAACAAGGAGCUCCAGAGAAUUAGAAAUUAUACUUAAUUAUAGAGAUGAUAAUAGCAUCCUGGAAGUUCAGGCACUAAAUGAUCUCUCCAGGUUAAAGUUGGCCAUUAGGUAUCAUCAGAAAGAGUUUGUUGCUCAGCCAAACUGUCAGCAGCUUCUUGCUUCUCGCUGGUAUGAUGAGUUUCCCGGCUGGAGAAGGAGACAUUGGAUUGUCAAAUUCAUAACCUGCAUCAGCGUUGGAUUAUUAUUUCCAAUUUUUUCUGUGUGCUACUUAAUAGCACCAAAAAGCACAUUAGGCCUUUUUAUUAGAAAACCAUUUAUUAAGUUUAUCUGCCAUACAGCAUCAUACUUGACCUUUCUUUUUCUGCUAUUACUGGCUUCUCAACACAUUGAUCGAACAGAUUUAAAUAUGCAAGGUCCUCCACCGACUAUUGUUGAAUGGAUGAUACUGCCUUGGGUACUAGGUUUCAUUUGGGGUGAAAUAAAGCAAAUGUGGGAUGGUGGACUUCAAGAUUACAUACAUGACUGGUGGAAUCUAAUGGAUUUUGUGAUGAAUUCUUUAUACCUAGCAACAAUUUCUCUUAAAAUAGUUGCUUUUGUUAAGUACAGUGGUUCACGCCAACGUGAAGACUGGGAAAUGUGGCAUCCGACCUUAGUUGCUGAGGCAUUAUUUGCCAUUGCAAAUAUCUUCAGUUCUCUUCGCUUAAUCUCACUUUUCACCGCUAACUCUCAUCUGGGGCCCCUGCAAAUAUCUCUUGGACGUAUGCUCUUGGAUAUUCUGAAAUUCUUGUUCAUAUACUGUCUGGUAUUGCUAGCUUUUGCAAAUGGACUGAAUCAGUUGUACUUUUACUAUGAGACAAAUGCAUCAGAUGAACCGAGUAGCUGCAAAGGGAUAAGGUGUGAAAAACAGAACAAUGCCUUUUCAACGUUAUUUGAGACUCUUCAAUCACUGUUUUGGUCAAUCUUUGGUCUCAUUAAUCUAUAUGUGACCAAUGUGAAGGCUCGGCAUGAAUUCACAGAGUUUGUUGGAGCCACUAUGUUUGGAACAUACAAUAUAAUUUCUCUAGUGGUUCUCUUGAACAUGUUGAUUGCUAUGAUGAACAAUUCUUAUCAGCUUAUUGCAGAUCAUGCUGAUAUUGAAUGGAAAUUUGCAAGAACAAAACUUUGGAUGAGUUAUUUUGAAGAAGGUGGAACUCUUCCAACUCCUUUUAACAUCAUUCCAAGUCCAAAAUCUGUUUGGUAUUUACUGACAUGGAUAAGAAAUCAUUUAUGUGUCAAAGUUUUCUGUAAGCAAAAGCGAAGAAAGCCUGAAAGUCUUGGGUCUCUUGGGAGGCGUGCAGCUAAUAAUCUAAGACGAAAUCACCAGUAUCAGGAAGUCAUAAGAAACUUGGUGAAAAGAUAUGUUGCUGCAAUGAUAAGAGAUGCCAAAACUGAAGAAGGGCUGACUGAAGAGAAUUUCAAGGAACUGAAACAGGAUAUUUCCAGCUUCCGCUAUGAAGUUCUGGGUCUUCUAAAGGGGAACAAGCUCUCUGGUGUACAGGCCUCCAGCGUUAGCACAGCAUCCAGAAUAUCAGAUCUCAAUGAAGUAUUUAAGAAUGAAGAUCGAACAACUGAGCACACGACUGUUUCAAAAAAGUUAACACAUGCAAGUGAACAGAAGAACAAACUAAGCUUUUAUGACUUGACAUCUUUAGUUUGUUCAAAACCAAUGUCUAAAGUAUCGGAUUCUCCAGCACCUUGUAAUACCUUAAGCAAUGGAUCAACUCCAAAAGCAACUGACAUAUCCAAGGAAAAGCAAAACAGUAAAAGUAUUGUUAAAGAAUCUUUCAAAAAUUUAGGAUUUUUUCGAAGACGAACAAAACCAUGCAAUGCAGAUCAGAACUCUAAUAAGAUUUUCACAGUUUCUGAGGAAGUUACACAAGAAGUAAACCUACUGAAAAACAGAGGAAACUCCAACAAAGGUGGUGGAAGAGACUUGGAGCAAACUUUGGUCAGUAACAGUGACUCAGACAAGAAAGAUUUAGAUACAAGUAAUAUAUGGAAAUCAGAAAUAGGAGAAAAGGUUAAUGUAUUUUCACAAAGACAAUCAACAGAUGGCACUACAAGUGCUAAUUCAUUAGAAACAACGGAGGAUACUCUGGCAAAUGAAUCAGGGAAUGAAGACCGCGUGAACCAAUGGACUGUGACACAGGGUGAUUACGUGACAACUAGAUUAUAACAGUAUUUAUUUUUCAGAUUGCUUUUAAAAAUAUGAAUAAAAUAAUUAUAUUAAGAAGAUAUGACAAACUCUCACAUUAGCAGUGUUUGUUUCUAUAAUUUGUUCAUUUUUCUUCCUAGUGCUAAAUAUGUAGAAUUUUGAAAUGACCCAAUUUGGAAUGAGCCUCUGUAACCGAGAAAAGAUCUGAUUAACAAUCCCUCAUAUUCAUAAGCAAAAAAAAAAUCAG